Molecule: messenger RNA, 27974 nt
Organism: Xyrichtys novacula (pearly razorfish)
Lineage: Eukaryota; Metazoa; Chordata; Actinopteri; Labriformes; Labridae
Source: the annotation of a GenBank genome assembly
GAAUCUGGAAUUUUCUCUUCCUGUUUAUGUUUGUAAAGUGAGCCGCCCGCGCUCACGGAUGACUCACUGUGGGGGGGUCCACGUCACUCCGCGGCUCUGCGGGUCUGCAGGGUCUCUGAUCGGUCCGCGUGUCUCGGUCACCUUCUCAGCGAUGUCUCGUGGUGAGGCGCGCGGAGCAGAGUGCGCGUGAGAGUCGGACAGAGCUCGUGUGUGUGCGUGUGUGUGUUUGAGUGUGUGUGCGUGCGUGUGUGUGUGCAUGUGAGUGUCUGUGUGUGUGUCUCAUGCAGGAUGUCCGCGGAGCUCCGGGUCCAGCUCAGCCCGUCUUCAUGACGCUGUGGGCGACCUCGACAUGCGUCUCCUGCCCGCGCCCAGCGCCCAGUCCCUUCGGCUCCUUUUCCUCUUUAUCUUCGUGAUGGGGGUCACCCCCUCCCCGGCUCUCACGGCCGGAUGCCCAGACCGCUGCGUGUGUGACGAUCAGCUGGUGGUCCAGUGCGCUGGGCAGGACUUGGUCCUGUUCCCCGCAGACUUGCCGCUGGCCACGCGGCAGCUCAUCAUCUCCAACAACCGGAUCGGAGACCUGCCGGCGCUGCAGCUCAACUACCUGUCCGACCUGGUCUACCUGGACUGCAGCAACAACUCUCUGAGUGAGAUCUCAGAGUCCACCUUCGGGAACUUGCGAAAACUGGCCUACCUGGACCUGUCCUUCAACGCGCUGCUGCAGGUCGAGGACCGGACUUUCGGGCCACUGGCGUCCCUGGUGAUGCUGCGGCUGACUGAUAACCCAAGUCUGGGGGAGGUCCACCCGGACGCCUUCUCGGAGAACCUGGCUCUGCAGGUCUUAGACUUGAGCCGGAACAACCUGACGGUCCUGAACAUCAGCAGCCUGAUCGCGCUGCCGGCGCUGCGCUCUAUGGGACUCAGCGGGAACCCCUGGAGCUGUGACUGCGACACUGAGGACCUGUGUCUGUGGGUACAGAUAGAGGGUUACAAGUUCCAAGGUGAGACCGAGUGUGGAAAAACCAGGAGAGGUUCAAAACAACACGCUUACUUUGAAAGGUCCACUUUCUGCAAACUUAACUAAAGUUUAUCCAGAAACUAAGUUUGCGUGUAUGUGUUGGUGUGUAUAUGUGAGUGUGUGUGUGUGUGUGUGUGUGCGUGUGUGUGUGUGUGUGUGUGUGUGUGGUUGUUGUGUGUGAGAAAAGACACUUCAAGGUCUCAUCAUAGAUUUUCGUCACUUCAGCUAAUUUAGAUAAUUUGAUUCUGGGCUCAGGUUGGUCCCUGUGGAGGACGGGUCUUUUAUUACUUUAUUCCUUUAUAUUAUGGACGCAUUCACACACACACACACACACACACUCAAUUUUUUAUAAUAAUACUAAUCAUACUUUUUAUUUAAGUGCCUUUCUGGACACUCAAGGACACUUUACAGAGUAAAAACAACAGGAUGAAAGCAAUAGAGAAAACAGGGGGGGGUAUAAAUAUGUAUAUAUAAAUAACAUAAACAAAAACAUGACAAGGUAAAUUAUAAGGAGUGUGCUAAUCUGAACAGGUGGCUUUUGAGUCUGGAUUUGAAGAGAGGGAGAGAGUCUAUAUUCAGGAUGUCGGGUAGGAGUGAGUUUCAGAGAUGGGGAGCAGAGCGGCUGAAAGCUCUACUCCCCUUGGCGGGCAGGAGGCAGAGUGAGGUGCAUGGAGGAGGAAGAUCUGAGGGAGUGGGAGGAGGUGACUGCGUGGAGGAGAUCAGAGAGGUGGGGGUGGGGGGGGGAUUGUGGAUGGCCUUGAAUGUAUACAGAAAGAUUUUGAAUUAGAUUCUGAAUUUUAGCUGCUGAAGGAUGGGGGUGAUAUGGUGAAAUGAGGGAGUUUUGGUGAUGAUCAUGCAGCAGAGUUCUGAAUCAGUUGAAGUUUAUGGCGAGAUUUGUGGGGAAGGACAAAGAGAACAGAGUUACAAUAAUCAAUACUGGAGGUGACAAGGCUGUUGACGAGAAUUGAGGUGGUAUGAGGGGUGAGGGAGGGGCGGAGACGAUUAUUUUCAUCCAAUUUAAAGUAUUCGAGGGUGUUAGAGCUGAACACUGAAACAGACCAUUCGACCUCAAACAGCAGUGAAUUGGACCACACUGAGCCACAUGGUCCUGUUUCAGGUGAUCAGAGAUGUUAAUGAGCAAGUGAGACAGAUGAGACAGGCAACAUCUGGCAGCAUCUAUCAGUGAUGUCUACGAGCCUGUCCUACUGACAGAGGAGUCCUCUGCACCUCAUUUUACACACACACACACACACACACACACACACACACACACACACACACACACACACACACACACACACACACUUGGCCCUGUGUUGCAGAUAGUUAAUGAUGGAGUCCAAAAUACUGAACUUCCCUGCUCCCAUUAAACAUUGCAGGUAUAGUGCAGAUAGAUUUACUUCAAGAGAAAUAAUGCAUAUAGACUAUCAAUAAUAAUAAUAAUAAUAAUCAUAAUAAUGAUGAUAAGAAGAAGAAUUCCAAAGAAAAAUACUCCAACAAAGUGUGUGCAUCCUGUCAUUGCAGCAGAAGAGCUCCAGGUCUGCAUGGGGUGCUUACUGCAGCUGAAUUUCCGAUAUUGAUAUUUCUUUCUAACAUCUGAUCCCAUUUGAUAAUUAACUGUGUUUUUGUGGUUCUUUUGGGUUUUUAUGGUGGCCCUGAAGGUCAACUGCACAAAUAUUUCAAGAACACAAAAACAUUUUACUGGACCCACAAACACUCUACUAGACAAAAAGGAAAUGUCACUUCACAAUAUUUCAUGAAACGCCAAAUCAUUCAGAUGUGCCUUAAGUAUGACAGAGUAUUGGGGCCACAUUAAGAAGAAAAAAAAAUUAAGACUUCAAGAUUAAAGUCAUUACUGACAAGAAUAAAGUCAUAGGAAAAUCAUUAUUUACGAGAAUAAAGUUAUAAAACCAUUACUUACGAGAAAAAAAGUCGUAAUAAAAUCAUUAUUUACGGGAAUAAAGUCGUAAAGUAAAUGAAGGCUUAAAGCUGCUUUUGUGGAGGAGGAAAUGGCUGAAACUGGUCAACUGCAGAGUUAUCUGUAGGUGCAUCAGUGGGCCAUUCAGAGGGCUUUUGUGGUUUCUGAAGAAACAAUCCAACUGAUGAUCAACAUUUGCGAUUCAGAGGUAUUCAAGCUCUGACGAGCGCCAUGUCUGUCUCUGAUGUCGGCACAACAUCGGCAGCAACCUACACCUGCAGAGGCACCAACACCUUAUGACAUAUAGAUGCAUACGAUAAACUAAAGCCAAAUGCUAUAGCUAUAAAUGGCUGCACUGAGGGAUUUAGCCUCUGCACUGCCAGAGGCUGUACGACUUAAUUCUAGUAAGUAUUUACGAAGUCUUACAUUUUUUUUCUCCUAAUGUAGCCCUCAUACUCUGUCGUACUUAAGUAUUUCAUGAGACAAAAAAACCUGAAAACACAAAAAUAUUCAAAGACACACAAAAUACAAAAGAAUUUCAUAAUGUUGUAAAAGAGGGGGACUUCCAGGUCAUGGAGAAGAUGGCAGCAUAGGGAGAGUGCUCUCUUGACAACAGAAAAUAUCUGCUCCCAAGUCAAAUUUCUAAAGAAUCUGAGGUAAUGCGAGUGGAGCGAAGAUGGCAUCUCGUAUAAGGGUAAAAAAUGUGGUCAAAGUACCAACAAAAAUGAAAUACAUCCUGUUAGCAAAGAUAACAAUAGAAUGGUUGGAGACAAAGAGUCUGUGAACUUCACCCUGAUCCUAAGAGAAAGGCAAGAUCACAGAGAAUUUUAAAAAGUUACAGAAUGCGGAAGAGAUAAUGGCGGGGAUGCUAACGCUACAAGAGCAGCUACAGAUGAAGAUACUGGACCACGAUGGGCACUUGAGGGGGGAAAAUGUGAGGAUAUACAGAUUGAUCCUAGUCGGAUUUCUCAGCAAUAGAGUGAAAGAGAAAGUGGUAAAGCUGGCAAAAGAAAGGUUUUACUCGGGGAAAAUAUAAAAUCAGUGUUGACCACAACUAUGCACCUGGAGUCCUGGCAAGAAGGAGGGAUUCCCAGAAACACAGAGAAUUAUGAGAGAAAAUAUUAUACGGUUUCAGACUGUGUACCCCACUCGGUUGGUAGUUUUUCUUGAAGAUGAAACAAAAAGCUGUGACACAGUGGAAGAGGCAGCAUCCAACCUGGCAGGACGGGGAUGGCCAGUCAUUCACUUUUAGACAGGGUGCAGCAAUGGAUGUGGCAGCCCGCGCAGACACAAUGGCCAACCUGGGUGAAACAACACUAGGCUACAAGGAAAAACUGCUAGUAUUCAAAUGAGAGAAAUAAGGGAUCCCAGAUUGAGUGAUAUCUGUUAAUCAAUCAUGGGGAAGAGCGGCUUGGUUCAGGUAAAAAGAAAAUGACUGUUCAAUAAAUUAUUAAAAAGUAGACAACAAGUUGAAAUAAAAAUGGAACUGUUGAGACUUUGGAUGACAGACAUUAAGUUGGAGGGCCCUCUUACCCUCUGUGAAGAUGGGAGUUAUCCCUCAAAGAAGGGGGGAAAUAGUUGAAGUCCUUAAAGAGGUCAAAUGAAUAAUGUUCAGAAUGUUCUUUAUUUUGGUUUUGUUCGUGGCUCUGUUUGGUUAGGCUUAAGGGAGCUUAUAAUGUUUUUUCAAUGGGUAGAGCUGGAAUAUUUUUCUAUAAUGGGAACAAUAUGCAGAAAGAAGUAAAAAUGGCAUCUUUCAAUAUAAUCAGGGUUUUUAAUUCAGUUGAGAAAAGUAAAAUUCUGUCAAAAUUUAAGAAAGAAUAGGCAUAUAUAGCUUUUCUUCAAGGGUGGCUAUCCGUGUAUCCAGUUUACCAAAUUAUGAACAUGUAUCAGAAAUUUAGGAUGAAGAGGGAAGGUUUAUCAAAAUCACAGGGAUUUAGAGGGAAUUUACAUCUCUUUAUUAAAUGUUCAUAAAGUACCAGGUAGUGACUGGUCAUUUUACAGAUAUGUAUUUGAGAUAAUUGCUAAGUAAAAUUAAGUGGCGAUUGGUAGAGGUGGCUUUAACAUUAAAGGUUAAACCCUGCAGUAGAUUCCUCUGGAAUAGCCUCUCAGGUUAGGUCCCUGAGAAAUUAAAGUAAAAGCCCUUAUGGAAGUUGGGCAUUAUCCAUAGUUGGGAUGCAGAAAAAUUCUUUGACUUUGUAAGAUGGCCAUUUUUGUAUGAAGUUUUGAAAAGAUUUAGAUUUCAUGGCAAAUUUGUUGGUGUGAUUCAGUCUCUUUAUGUCGUGUCCACAGUCCAGAUCAAAAUGAAUGGGGAUCUCUCUGAAGGGAGGUACAAGACAGAGCUGCCCAACAUCUCCCCUUCUUUUUUUUCCUCGAAUAUAAAGCAAAGUAGAAAGAAUUCGAAUUUGGAAUUAAAUCAGCUGUCCCUCUCCAAGCUGUAAUUGCCAAUAAUAAUGUGCAGAAAGAUAAAGACUAGAAAUCGCUAAAUUGUGUGGUGCCCUUAUUCAAGCUAGAAAUGAUAAGACCUGGUACAUAACUACAUUAUUCGGUACAAUUUAGUACAUUAUUCAGUAUUGUAAGACAUUAUUCUACGAAAAAUACAGAGAUGCACGGAGUAAGUGUUGGAGAUAGUGUGGUUCAGAGGACAGUUAUCACUUCCAUAUUUUCAGGGACUGUCCCAAAAUGCUUCCUUAGUGGAACAACAUUCACAAAGCCUAGAGUGUAAUUUUUCAGGCAAAAAUUCCUUUGAACUUUGAGAGUAUUUAUUUGGGGCAUCUCGAGCUUGAAAAGAAGCAAUGAUAUGAAGUUCUUACAGGCCCUCUUGGAAGCAAGCAAGAAAUCAAUCCCCAGGAAGUGGCUGAAACCAGCAGCUCCUUCCAUCGAGGUAGGGUACAGUUUUGGAAAUGUUGUUGUAUUUUACGCUUCAUAAUGCGCCACACAUUUUCAAUGGGAGACAGGUCUGGACUGCAGGCAGGCCAGUCGAGUAUCAGCACUUGUUUACUAUGAAGCAACGCUGUUGUAACACAUGCAGAAUGUGGCUUGGCGUUGUCUUGCUGAAAUAAGCAGGGGCGUCCAUGAAAAAGACAUUGUUUGGACCGCAGCAUAUGUUGCUCCAAAACCUGUAUGCAUUAAUGUUGCCUUCACAGAUGUGUAAGUUACCCAUGCCUUGGGCACUAAUGCACCCCCAUAUCAUCACAGAUGCUGGCUUUUGAACUUUUUCGUGGAUAACAGUUCUUUUCCUCUUUGGCCCAGAGGACGCAGUGUCCACUAUUUUCAAAAACAAUUUGAAAUGUGGACUCGUCAGACCACAGAACACUUUUACACUUUGCAUCAGUCCAUCUUAGAUGAGCUCAGGCCCAGAGAAGCCAGCGACAUUUCUGGAUGUUGUUGAUAAAUGGCUUUUGCUUUGCAUAGUAGAGUUUUAACUUGCACUUACAGAUGUAGCGAGGAACUGUAUUUACUGACAGUGGUUUUCUGAAGUGUUCCUGAGACCAUGUGGUGAUAUCCUUUACAGAUUGAUGUCGGUUUUUGAUACAGUGCGGCCUGAGGGAUCGAAGAUCAGGGGCAUUCCGUGCCACUUACGUGCAGGGAUUUCUCUAGAUUCUCUGAACCUUUAAUGAUAUUAUGGACCGUAGAUGUUGAAAUCCCAAAAUUCUUGCAAUUGUACUUUGAGAAAAGUUGUUCUUAAACUGUUUGACCCUUUGCUCAUGCAGUUGUUCACUAAGUGCUGAACCUCGCCCCAUCCUUGCUUUUGAAUGACUGAGAAUUUUUGGGGAAGCUGCUUUUUUACUUAAUGAUGGCACCCACCUGUUCCCAAUUAGCCUGCUCACCUGUGGGAUGUUUGAAAUAGGUGUUUGAUGAGCAUUCCUCAAAUUUCUCAGUAUUUUUUGCCACCUUUCCCAACUUCUUUGUCACGUGUUGCUGCCAUCAAAUUCUAAGGUUAAUAAUUAUUUGCAAAAAAAAACAACAGUAAAAUGUAUCAGUUUUAUAAUAAUAAUAAUACAUUUUAUUUAAAAGCGCCUUUCUGAGCACCCAAGGACACUUUACAGGGCAUAAAAACACAGCUAGAAACAUAAUUAAAAUAAAUAAAAACAACAUACAAGUGUGAGAGUAGACAGUUAAAGUGAGUAUGCGAUUCGGAAUAGGUGUGUUUUGAGAUUAGAUUUAAAGUGGGGUAAUGAGUCCAUGUUCCUGAGGUCCGGGGGGAGAGAGUUCCAGAGUUUGGGAGCAGAGCGGCUGAAAGCCCUGCUCCCCAUGGUGCUGAGCCGGGCAGAGGGGACAGAGAGGUGGAGGGAGGAGGAGGAUCUGAGGGAGCGUGGGGGGGUGGAUAUGUGGAGGAGAUCGGAGAGGUAGGGGGGGGCAAGGUUAUGGAUGGCCUUGAAAGUGUACAGGAGUUUUAGCAUUAAAUAUGUUGUGUUUGUAGUAUAUUCAAUUGAAAAUGGGUUGGAAAGGAUUUGCAAAUCAGUGUGUUCCAUUUUUAUUUAUGAUUUACAGAUCUUCCCAACUUCAUUUGAAUUGGGUUUUGUAAAUAGUUGGAAGUUCUACUUAUUUGUGUAUGUGUGUAUGUCAUUAUUUGGUCUCCCUCACAGGCUCACUGUUUAACAUUUUCUACAGUGGUCCACAAAGACCAAUUUUCAAGUCAAAAAACAAAAUGUAUUCAAAAACAGAAAUAUAAUUAAUCUAAAAGAGAAAACUGCAACAAAAGUCAAAAAUCAAGCCGUCAACAGUGACCAGAGAGCACUGGGUGGGAUCUGGUUGUAAAACUUGGUCAGGUAGUGAAAUCAGGUCUGAACACCUAUUUCAGCUGGUCAGUGAAUGAAAAUGCAGUUAAACACACACACACACACACACACACACACACACACACACACACACAGAAACACACACUCUGUCAUGGCUUCAUAGACGACCUCAGUAACGAGUUAAACAGAGUGAAUGAGGUCAAGCUUGUGUGUUACAAGCUGUGUGUUGUGUGUGUGUGUGUGUGUGUGUGUGUGUGUGUGUGUGUGUGUGUGUGUAUGUGUGUGUGUUUUCGUGCCCUGUUCUCUGACUGCAGGCUGAGAGUCGAACGCUCAGAGAUUCCUGCUGUCGUUGCCUCUCACUGUGGAGGUGAAUCAGAUGUAUUCACGUGUGUGCGUCAGUGUUUGUAUCUUUCUGGAUGAGUGUGUGUGUGUGUGUGUGUGUGUGUGUGUGUGUGUCAGCCUCUAAAAGGCGAAUCUUUCCUCCUGCUGAACUCAGAGUCACAGUGAAGCUUCAUUCAAGUUAAUAAAUUAAUGUGACUUCUCAUAUCACAGCAAGAAAUACAUUCACAAAUACAGGAACUCUAUGAAAGAGAGACAGCAACCAAACUAGAACUCCUAAAAAGUGCAGCUGUUGGUACAUUGAAUCUCCAGACAUCAGCAAGUAAUGAGUAACAUUGUCAAAAAAUGAUAAAAUUCUUCUCAUGUUCAACAGAGGAAGCACUCUGAAGUUGUCUCCUCCCUCUAUGUCAUGUUUUCAGACCACACAGUGAAGCAGUGCAGCAUUUCUUUGAAUAGUAAAUCCAAAAUCCAAGUUCAUUGCAUUUAUAAGAUUCCUAAUUCAAGCCACUGCUGAAGAUUUCUGUAUGUUGGUAAUGUCGUCUUUUUGUUGCUGACAUUUUUCUCAUUUUUGUGUAUAACAUUUUUAUACAUAUACUGUAGGUCUAAGUUAACUUUUUUAUAAUUAUCUGUGCACUGUGUGCUUGAUGGGUUUACUUAUUCUUCUAUGUUUGCUAUCCUUUGCUGCUGUUGACACUCCAAAUUUCCACACCGUGGAAUGGAUAAAGGUUUAUCUUAUCUUAUCUUAUAGAUUCAAAAACAGUUUAGAGGUUUAGAGUGUCAGUGACAUCAACCCCCAAAACAACUGAGUUUCAAAGCUCAUAUCCGCAUGUUGGAAAUGCUGACUCAACCACCACUGUUAGCUAUAUUAUUCUUUCUUAGCUCAAGCAUUUCCUAGGAUGAAUUACUCUUACAACAAUGACCAACAGACCUGGUAUGUUUCUUUUGUUAGUGUGUUGGAGUUUUGUUGGACUUUUAUGUGUCAUUACCAAACAUCAGUAUUCUGUUUGCCUUGUAAUUUGCUGGAUGUUGUUUCCCCAUAUGUUUUACUACUUAGUCCAAUGGAGAGCUCGAGUUGGGAAGGAAGGUGGUGUCAGAGUAAAAUGUCAGUCCCCGCCUCUCUUCUCGAAAUCCUGGAUUUUGUCUUGUUAUGUGAGCAGGUCGAUGUUAAAAUGCGCCAGAACACAGAGUGAGUGUUUGUGCUGGCAAAGCUGCUGCUGUGACUCCAAUGUUUAUUCCUCUGGAUACUUACAGUGAGGCAAAGCGCCAAAAACACAGACAGCCAAAAACACAGAGGGCCAAACUAUAGUUUGCCUCAUAGAGGCUUUCAGCUGUCCAACAGUUCAGGGUCUCCUUUGUCCAGAUUUUAUGUGUCAUGGUGCUCCACAUGUUUUCAGUGGGUGUCAAGUCAGGACUGCAGGCAGGCCAGUUUAGCAGCAGGACUCUUCUACUACAGAGCCAUGCUGCUGUAAUCCUGGCAGAAUGUGGUUUGUCUUUGUCUUGCUGAAAUAUGAAGGUCUUCUCUGAAAAAGUCAUUGUCUGGAUCACAGAAGUUACACAAUUACUCCUAAACCUGUAUAUGUUGUUCAGCAUUAAUGGAGUCUUCACAGAAGUGAAAGAUACCCAUGACAUGAACACUAAUGAUCCUCAUACCAUCAGGGAUGCAGGCUUUGAACUGAGAGCUGCUAACCAGCAAAGCGGUCCAUCUUCACCUUAAAGUGGAUUUGAAUGUUAAUUUUUGAUUUAUUGGACCACAUCAGCUUUACAUUUUGGCCCAGUUCAUCUAAAAUUGCUGGUGUUUGGAAAUUGUAGAUGCAGUGUUGAUGUGUUCAAGGACAACAGUUUUUGGAAAUUAUUCUGAGCCCAUGCAGUGAUUUCCACUACAGAGUCCAGUCUGUUUUUAAUGCAGUGCUGACUGAGGGCCUGAAGAUCAGGACCAUCCAGUCUUGUCUUGGUCCUUUUCUCUUUUGGACAUAUAUUUCCCCAGAUUAUCUCAGUCUUUUUUCACAUUUUACACUCAGCAACAUUUUUCUGAAACUGCUGAAUUAUUAGCUCACUCAGUUUCUCACAGAGUGGUGAACCUCUUCCCAUCUUUCUUUCUAGGAGACUCAGCCUCUCUGAAUGUCCUUUUUAUACCCAGUCAUGUUACUAACCUUUUGAAAGUUAACCUCAUUAGUUUGAGAUGUUUUUUUUUUCUGUUUGUUUGUUUUGUUUUGUUUGUUUGUUUUUUAGCAUUACACAAUGUUUUACCUGUUUGGUUGUUCCUCAAAGAAAUUUUUUGAAAGAUAUCGCAGGGAACAAAUACAUUUUUCCUGAAACCUUUCAGUCUCAACACCUAAUAGGUUGUCCCAGCACAAAUUCCAAUAAAAUGUGUGGUUUUUAUAGUUUGUAAGUCUGUUUUUAUCCAAAAAUGACAGUGUUUGUGCUUUUAAUGCAGCUGCCUUAUCUUUUGGCAGCAUGCUCUUUUAUUACAGCAUGUUUCUAACUCUAACAUGUGUUUGUGAAUGUGCUAUAUUUUUGAGUUUGCAGUGUGUUUCUUCUAGAGAAGGUCAACCCACCACUGCUUCAUCAGCUCCUGUAGCAAACAGAGGGCCAAACGCUGAGGGUUGAACACAGGGCUGUUGUUAAAUAUUCAUACUGGGAGAAGCAGAGAGAGACAACAUGUUUCUGCAGCAGUUUGAUUAAAUGUAUCUUUAAUGAAAGUGAACGCUGGCUUCAUUGGAAACAGAAACAGAGAAACAGACUGAGAUAAACUCUGAUGGAAACAAACAGACCAGUCACUGAGCGUCUGCGACCCAGAUCUGUCACUCACACACAUUAAAACAUUUAUUAAGACCAGACGGAUCAAUUCACCCUGAUACAGAGACCACAUCUAUUAUUGAUCAGCUGCUGUGUUUUUAUUUCUCUGUGUGAUCACCUGUGCGUGUGAGUGAGUGUGUGUGUUUGAAGACAGAGCACGAUGUGAGACUUCACAAAAAUACAGAAGAGGAAAAAGAGGCUUAAAGAAAAACUCAAAGAGAGGAGGAACAGCUUUGUGACCUUCACUCUCUUCUCAUCCUCUACAUUGGAUGACAGGAUGAAGUAUAGGAUCAGAUGAAGGAGUGAAGGAGAGGAGAGAUCAGAAGUGUGACGUUGUGUUUGAGGAGGCGUGUUAUUUGGCCUGCUGGAUGUGAUGAAGAAGAGGUCAGCUAUUCUUAGGUUUCAUCAGGGUGAUGCGUUCACUGCUGCACACAGAUACAGAAAUCUGUGUGUGAGUGCAAGUGUGUGUGUUGGGAAGGGGUGAUGUAUGUUAUCUCACAGGCGCACAGUAAAGAGUCCACUUCAUGCUGUACCAUCAUUUUAUUCAGUAUUUGUUUUGGAGUCUUCAUGUUGUCCAGUGAUUUUUUUCAGACUUUCUACUGUAUUUCUUCAUCACAGUUCACCAAAUUUAAGCCUGUGCAUGUUGCAAGCUGCAAAAUGUCAAAAAGCAGCAUUUCCUUGAAAGUGCCUCUCGAGACUGUCAUCAACCCCCCCCCCCCCCCAAAAAAAAAAAAAAAAAAAAAAAAAAAACAUGCUUAGUUUCCCACCUGAAAUACCCACUUUUUAUUAUCAGACCCAUUAGCCAGCUCAUAUUUGCCUUUACCCUGAACGGUUGUGGGACUGUACAAACCAAGAAAUACUUUAGUUUGUGACUGUCACUAACAGCCCCCAGAAAAUUGUACAAAAUUGAGUGUUAUCAGUCUAAGGUUGCAAAGGGGUGAUACCUUUCCAGAAACUUUCCAUAGGAAGUUAACCUUGAUAUGUUCCAAAUUGGAAACUUUCCAUGGGAAUCAUGGGAAUUAUGGGAAUUUGUGGGAAUUAACUGGAAAUUGGAGCUAAUUUAAACAUAUUGCAUCAUAUCCAAACAUAAAUUUAAAUAUUUUUGUUUUGUCAUAAGCAGACAUUAGCUUGUGUGAAAUGCGUCCAUACAUCAGAUGGUGAACUUGGCAUUUUUCUGUAGAAUAAAAUAACAAAAAAGGUUGUAAAAACACUAAUGCAAUGGCAUGAACAGAAAUAUAGUUGGCUAAAAAACUGGAAUGGUCUUCAAAAUAUUUGACAAUUGAUGUACAAAUUAUUGUAUAAAACACUCAUGGUCUGAAAUGCUCAUUUUUUCCAACCUCACAUCCUUUAUAGGGAUUGACAACUUUUAUAAGUCAUUUGUUUCAAAGAUAGUAGGGUUACAGGUUUGGCAAAUCCAAGGCACACCUAACUUGACUGACAGGUGAGCACGCUGUAACCAUCAACAAGUAGGUCUGCCUCAACUCCAUUUCUUUGUCUCCUGGUUGAUCAAACAAGAGUUAGAUUGAGUCAGUAUUUCCAAUAUGGUGACUGCUGCCGUUAGACUUCAAAUCUCUGCUUCAGAAAGCAAUGGGUGAUGUUCCUGGGACUACAUGUCAUAUGGCAGGGUGGAUGUCCCUGCCAUAUGGCUUUAUCAGAAACCAGUAUGUGAUGUAACUACAGCUAUAUUUUAAACAAACAAAGAGGUGCUGCUUUAUCAAAUUCAGAUUAACUAACAAACUCCAUCAGGUUUGUUGCUUCAUGCAACUGUUUUCUUACCUAAACCUAGAAGUGCAAAGUCUGGGAAGAAUUUUUACUUUUGUCUUUGUAGUAAAAAUGGGCGCUAGUGCUGCAAGUGAAAAUUUCUUUGAUAAGUCACUUGAGAAAUUUAGUUUUCUGCCCUCAUUAAGUAUCUUGAUUAUCUUGGAAAAUGUUGUAUUUUGACUUUACACGUAAAUGUUGGAUUUGUAAAAAAUAAGAAGAGAUAUAUGACAAGAAAAAUUCACUCUGUAAGCUAUGACUUUCCUGAUGUGGUGUCAGUUAAAAAUAACAUUGCGGUCUAUCUGUGUAUAAAACUUUUAUGAUAUCAUGUUUCUGAGCUGUCAGGUAUCAGAUUCAAGAAACAACAACACAGUGAAAGCAACAGGUGAGCCAGCCAAUCAACACCUGACACCUUCAUCACAUCAAUCAUUUACACACAAACUAGAUAAAUUCUUAUUAUUCAGAGGAAUAACAUCAGCCUAAAACAGACUCAUUUAUAAAAGAAAAGAAUUUGAAAACAUACUUUUUUUUUCAGGGUCAUAAGAAACCAAAGUAGACCUUUCUUGGCCAUGUCACAUGUAAUCUUGAAGACGAUUACUUAAAACUAACGCUCCAUUUUAUGCAUUUACUUCAGAGUAUACCACCAUUUGCUUUAAAUGAAUUUGACAUUAUGGGGGAUUUGGUUGAUAAAAAAAAUGGCAGCACCAGCAGUAUCCGGAAUUGACAACAACUAGGCACAGAAUUUUAGAUGCCCGAAGCCGCCAUUAAUGUGUUUGUGUAGUUAGUAGCUAGAACUUGAACACUCCAUGAAGAGUAAAGCUUUUCUGUGAUUGGUUACUGGAAGUCAACAUGCUACAUCUGUGACAGUAGCUUGGUAAGUUUGGUUAGGUUGUGGUCUAGCUGAACCGUUGCAGAACACAUCAUAGGCAAGGUUUUCAUCAUAUUCAUCUCUGUCUUUGGAGUAAAACUUAGUUGAUGUUAGAUAUGUAGCACUCCUCCUCUAAACAUUGUUUUAUAGCAAAAGACAUGGUAUGGUUUAUAAGUUUUGUGGUACUUGGUAUUGAAAUUAGGGCCAGUUAACUGUGAAGGUGGUUGACGAUUUAGUUCUGUUUCCCAUUUUGGUUUGUGGAGGUGGCAUGGCUUUGACAUAAUUAGGAAUUGUGGACUCAAACAGUUCAUACUUUAACACCAAAGUAUGAAUGAAGAACAACUCACACUAAAAACACAUAAAGCUAUCUACAGCACUGUGCAGUCUGCACUGCCUCUAGUUGUGUUAGUGAUCCUGGUUGAUACAUUUAAUCCAGGCAUGGGGUUACCAUCCCUUGUCUGGAUUAUGUGUCCUCUUGGUAGACAUAGAUACAAUGAGCUGGUAAAGAAGAACAGGCAUUUACUGUAAAGGAAGAGAGAGAAAAACAGGUACACAGACAUCAAACUCUUCCUUGUAAAGUUGGGCUUUGACUUGAUGUCCUACCACAGACUGUAUAAUAUACAGACAUGGUCUUGGUGACAUCAUCCAUGUGUUUCUGUAGUGGAGUUUUGAAGCUGCAGUUGCCAUAUUGGAAAUGCUGACUCAACCUAACUUGGCUGAAGAGGUGGAGUUCAGGAGGUUCUUUAGCCUCCUAGCUAACCACAUACAUUUAAAAUCUUUCCACUUGAUAUGGCCACCAGAUGCCACUGGAUAUGAUCAAUUUUUCUAGUAUUAGAAAUUGUGCUUCUGCUGUCAGAAUGUUUCUGCUGAUACAUCUUGUAGCAGUGUUGGUAUUCUGCAGCUUGUGCUUGUUUUAUGUUUGGAGAGCUGUGGGGAGAGAGUUCAUCAAAAAGUCAGCCAACAACCCCCCCACACACACACACAGAAACACACACACAGAAACACACACUCAGAGGUGAUGGGUCCUGCUCUCUGUCAGUGUUUUUGCUUGCAAACCCUGCAGCUCAAGGUCUGACACAAAGACUCUCCAGUUAUGUGUGUGUCUAUGUGUGCGUGCAUGCUGGUGUUUACAGGGAAGGCCAUGAGGGGUGAGGUCAUUCUCGGGUGUCUGAAUGCAGAGAAACUAUGCUGUGUAUUCUCCUGUUUCUAUAAGGUGCAGCAUGCACUCUCAGGUGUGCUUGUUGGAGUUCACACUACACCCCUGCCAUCCUGUGUGUUAAACACAGCUGCAGGGUUGUGUGUGUGUAUGUGCAGUCAGACACUGGACAGGGUAAGCAAAGUGAACAGACAGGUGUGAAGGACCUGCACCCUAUCCUACCAAAAUUACAGCAGAGUGACUGAAAUAACUUCAGAAACUCUCUCUCUCUCACUGCCUUCAGGAGGAGGUAUUAAGAGUUGAGUCUUAUCUGGAUAGAAAUGCACUCCUGAUCCUGUCUCUGUCUCACACUGCUGAUUUUCACUUCGAGUUUGUUUAAAGUGAAGAGAUGCAACGCUGCAGUGAGUGUUGAACAAACUCCAGAGAGUGCAGCUGCUGAACUCAGACCCCACACCACCAAAACUCCACUCACAUUUAUACAGCCUGUUCAAAGUGUGACUAUAACACCUCUGUAAGACUUCUCUGUCAGUGGAAGAGCUGCAGAGGAGGAGGGAUGAAAGGAAGUUUUUCUGCAUGUGGAGAAGUAGAAAAGAAGGAAAAGCACUGUGUGUGAUACAUUUACCCUGUAACACGCCAGCCCUGUUUGGUUCAGCUUACCGUUAACCUUGAAACUCAGGUUCACUAAGAGAUGGACAGUAAGGAAAAAACAAAGACACAUUAAACACAUCAACAGUAAGUCAAGCCUGUGUUACUGAACAAAGAAUUACCACAAACAAACUAAAAAUAAGCUAAAGUGUUUACAGCGAAACUGAGACCUGCCAAAAACAAACAAAAAAUAAACAGCAGUAAGCCAAAGUGGAGUCUCUGUGUAACCUUAAAUUUACCAAGACUUAUUAUAAAACGAUGCACAGUAAGAGUAGAGUCUCCAUGCCACUUACUAUUUGAAGUAAACUGGGACUUGUACAAACAGAAGCCAGAGUAAAGCCACAUGUACCUCUUUUCCACCAACCUGGUGCCAGUGCUAGUUCUGGGUCUGCAAUAGUGCUGGUACAGAGCUGGUUCAACUUGCUGAAAAACUAGUUUGCUUUUCCACUGGCUGGGGCCACAUAUGACAGUGACUAUGUUUUUCAUUUCCCAGCACAACUUGCAUGCCCUCUUGCAGCCAAACAACAAUGGAGGACUAUUGCAUCUCGUUUCAAGUGCUGCUCCUCGCUCUGCAGACAUUCAUCCAUAUCCAACACAAAGGGUCUAUAGAGUUAGUUCUACUCAACAGGAAAGGCAAUAUUGUCCCAGAAGAUAGGUUAUUAACAAUAGUGUAUGGAUUCUUCCAUACACUGAACAUCAGCCCUUUAAAUAGCUGCUUUGAGUCUGAGUCUUUGGGGACAACAACCCCGCCCCCAGGGCCACGUUGAUAGUUCCUUUAUUUUAGCCCUGCGAGGAAUUGAUGCUGUGUUGGAACUGGUUUUUUUCUGGCCCAGACCCAUUUCUUUGUAAAAACAAAGAACCUGACCUGUUAACAUAUUGACCUGUUAUUAUCUCUGAGGACACUCUCUCCUGUCUCCACUUGUCCCUCUGUUUCUGCUCACUGUGUCUCCUCCAACUGAAGCACAGCUAAGUAUUGAUCCAGAGUUGAAUAGAUUCACAGCACACACACACUCUCUCUGCUCGGCUUUUUUUCUUUUACUGCAGGUUUGUUAGAUGAGUGUUUUUAGCCUUUUGUGACACACUCACAGAGUGAUUAUCUGUCUGCAAUAACACUCUCUGACUCUAAGCCUUAAUAAAGAAUCUGGUCCUUUAAUCUGCAGCCAGAGGUCCAAUCAUUGAUCAUAUCUGAGCGUCCUCUCCAUCAUUCUCUCAUCGCUCAUCUUCACGCUUACACCUUUGGCCCUUUCUAAGAUGACUGCUCUUUAAUGAAAACUGAUAGCAGUAAUAAUCAUCGCUCAGCUGCAGGAACAGAGCCAGAACCAGGCUGAGGCCACAUCCUCUCUCUGAGUAAGGUUUCUUCCUCUCUCUAUGUCUUCUUCACUUUAUUUCUUCAGUAUAUCCUCCUGUCUCCUCCUUUUUUCUUCUGUUAGGGUUAAGGGUAGGCUGCUGUCUGUCUAUAUGUCCAUCUCUCUUGUUGUUCCCUGCUUGAUAAAGACAUCUUCCUUGUUGGGGGGCAUAGAUGUGAUGCAGUAUGCAGAGCGGGGAUUGGAUGUGGUGAGCAGAGCUUAUAUAGAGUGAUGAACUGACAGAGAGAGCAGCUCUGUUAUCAGUGAUCACUCAGAGACAAAGACGAGCGUCUCUGCUCUGCUGCAAACUAAUUAAUAAUCUGAGUGUCACUGCUAAUGCUGCAGACUCACUGCAGCAACAUCCAGAAUGAGGCUGUGAACCCAAAACCAACGCUGAGGUCCCAAAACCUGUAGUUCCUAUAGUGUCCACCAGAGGCUGUCUUCUGCAGAGAGUCAGUUCUCAUAGAGCCCCGUGAUGAAAAGUCAACUUAAACAGAAGAAAUUAAGGUACCAUCCUACUUCAUCUGUUGUGAUGCAAAGCACUCUGAUCUGACCCUCGGUUAAAGGUGGGGUGGGCAGGAUCUGAGGAAGUGCCAGUUUUGGGGAGAAAUCUUGAUUGUAAACAGUACCCCUCCCAGCCAGUUUUCCCCUCAGCUCCUUACUCCCCUCUGUCUCUGCUCCAGAAAGCCCAGCCCACAAACAGACGCUCCUGCUCACUCUUAUCGUUCCAAUUAAAUUCAGAUAUAAUGCAGAUAAAUACUUCAAAUAAUUACAAAUGGGUCCCAGUCAACGUGAAAGUAAAAAGCAUUGGUGCUACUGUAGAUGCCAACAGACUACCAGCAAACACAAUGUUUGCAGGACUUCCACAACUAGGAUUAAGUGACACAAUCCAGGACCCGAGGGAAACAGUUUAGCGGCGCUACAACACGCAGCAAGUCCCGUUUGACAAGAAACACUUCCGUUACAGACUCUUGGCUUACUUUGUUAAAGCGGUUUACCUGUCCAGCAGAAAGGUUACAGGGUCCGUAAGAUCCCAAAGCAUCCUCCAUCAUUGUUGACCCAGCUUCUUAACUCUUGUCCAGUCUACCUCCGUUUUAAGCGCCCGUUAUUCUGCCAGAGUCUCCGGUGUUUAGUUCGUUUUCUUGCUUGUGUGGGUGGUCGUGGCUAAAGGAGGAUUCAGACAAUUUUCUGUACUUUCUGGUAGGUUUCUACUGUCUGUUAUUGUAGCACGCUAACUUUGUUUGGGCUCCUGAACGACACGGGGGAGCAACCAAUCAGCACUAAGGAGCAGCGUCCCCCUCACAACCAAUCAGGAUGGGGGAGGCAGGGAAUGGCUUUGUGUACAGUCAGAAAGAGCGGAGCGCUCUGAAAUUUUAAAAUGUUGACUACACAGACGUAACAAAACACAAUCAAUAUAAAAAACUAAUAGCUAUUGACUGAUAUUAAAAGCUUUUUUAUAUAAACACCACAAAAAAGAUGCUUCUUUGACAGAAUCCUGCCUACCCCACCUUUAAGAAGGAGAGGAGAGGAUAGAUCAUCCUGAAUGACACCUCCUCUAAUCUGAUUUUGUUUGGUCAGCAAACUUAAGUACCUUACUAAAUAAUGACAUACACUUUUUGAUAUAUAUAAAUAUUUUUGUAUGACAGAGUAUUAGGACCACGGUAAAGACAAAGAAUUCAAGAAUUAAGUUGUGAUGUUAUGACAAUAUAUAUAGUUUUUUUUGUUAUGAGAAUUAAGUCAUUAUGUUACAAGAAUAAAGCUGCAGCAAAGUUUUAGUUUCAAUAAACUUUUGACCCUUUGUGAAGAGGGCAGGAUAUCAGGAGAGCAAACCACUCCCUGCAGUCAGAUGAAGAAUAAGUAUUUGAUUAAAUUAAACUGCAACUUUAGAUGCAUUGUCUUCCUCCUUCUAAGCGAGGAAAAUGGUUGUUUAUGGCCUGUAUAAACUAAAUAAAUACUGUUGACUGAAGAGCAACUGUUUUUCUUCUAACAAUUUACUUUAUUAUUUUUACAUAAAAACACUGUUCUGGUAACAUAACAACUUUACUCUGGUAGCAUAACUUUUUUGAAGUUACAGAACAACUUUAUUCUGGUAACAACAAUAUUUUUAGGUAACUUAAAAACUUUAUUCAGAUAACAACUCUAUUAAGGUUUCACACUACUUAGCCUAUACUUUAUUUUGGUAAAAUUACAACUUUUUUCAGUUAACAUAAUGACGUUAUCACAGGACAUAACAUUUUCUCCCACAUCAUGUAAGGACCUACAUCGACUGAAAAUUAUUAAACUGAAAUCAAUUGAUUAAUCAAUAUUUUAUUAUUAGACUAUGCUCUAAAAUAUUUACUCAGAUGACAUAAUAACUUUAUUAGACUGCAGGACUGCAUCGUCGAAACAUCAAUCAAUCAAUCAAUCAAAUUUUAUUUAUAUAGCACUUUACAAUAUCCCAAAUGGUACCCAAAGUGCUUUACAUAAAAGCAAUAAAAUAACACAAGAAAAAAAAAUACCAUUAUAAAAUAAUACAAUAGAAUAGAAUAAUACAAGAACGAUGAAAUAAUAAAAAUGAAUAUGAGAAACAAAUAAUACAAUAAAAUAGUAUGUAGAAGUGCUAAAAACCUAUAAGUACAGGACUACCUAGUCAGAGUUAAAAGCAAGUCUAAAAAGGUGCGUCUUUAACUUUGAUUUAAAUAAACUGAGGUCAGUGGUGGUGCGUACAUCUAGCGGCAGUCUGUUCCACAGCCUAGGAGCUGCAACAGCAAAAGAACGAUCACCCCACUGUUUGAGUUUUGACCUCGGGACCUCCAACAGGCGCUGACCGGAGGAACGGAGGGCCCUGCCAUGAUCGCGAACAGUUAAAAUCUCUGACAGGUAGGAGGGGGCCAGGCCAUUUAUGGCAUAAAAAGUAAAUAAUAAAAGUUUAAAGUCAAUUCUAAAACAAACUGGAAGCCAGUGUAGCGAAGACAGCACAGGGGUGAUGUGUUCAUGCCUAGACGUGCCCGUUAAAAAUCGUGCAGCAGCGUUCUGUACAAGCUGGAGACGGGAGAUUAAAGACUGGCUGAGGCCAACAUAAAGGGCAUUACAAUAGUCCAGUCUGGAACUGAUGAAGGCAUGGAUUGCCUGACAUGAAUGACAACUUCAUUCAUAAAACAUAUCUUUCUUCUUGUGAUAUAACUUUUUUUUCACAUGACACGAAGGCUUUAUACAUUUAACAAUGAGACUUCCUUCACAUAAAACAUGAAGAUCGUAUUGACAUAAUAUAAGCAAUUAUCACAUAAUAACUUUAUUUAGGAAACAUGAGGAUUUUAUUCACAUAACCAAACCACUUUAUCACACAACAUGGUGACGUUAUUCUUAAAAUCUUUUAUUAUUAUUAUUAUUAUUAUUAUUAUUAUUAUUAUUAUUUAUUGUGGCUCUAAUACUUCAGCUGCUGUAAGUUUAGGAACGGUCUCUUUGUUUACACACAGCCAUCAGAUGAGCAGAGAGAUGGAAACAGAAAUGUCUGCAGAUGAAGAGGGAGAAAGCAAAAGAUAAAAUCUCUCCCCCAGCCUGGUGUUAUUUGAUAUUUAACAUCGUCUACCCUCAGCCAACAUGAUUCAUGAAAAAAAAAUCCUUUGAAAGUCCACUGUGGACUAAACCAAAGAGUACAAACAAACAGCUGUCCUGGAUACAGCUUCAGAAUUAAAGCAUGAGGGAGUCCCUCUACAGAACACACACAUCAGGCUUUUGCUUUGAAAAUCAUUCCAGAGGUGCAACCAAAGCACAUUAUUCAAGCUUGUGAUAUUAACAUGUCUGAUACAGAGUGAAUGCAGCCUUUAGCUUAAAACAUUUUCUGUGAAUUCUUGUUUGAGAUCCUCAUGGCUUGCAGAAAAAAACUGGCGUGCAACACUUACUGUGUUAAGUGUCAGGGUAGGGGAGGGUCUGCUGAUAAGACGCAAGAAAACUCAGCAAUCACUGAACCAAACCAGGCCACUUGGUGUGAAGGCACCACAACAGACUAUCUAAGAAGUCUGAACUAAAGUUGAUUUUUAUCACUGACCCUCUGCUGACCCUUCAGUCCUCUUCUGUCAUCAGAUAUGGUCACUUUGCUGCAAAAACUGACGCAUGGACUGCAAAAACGCUGAAGCAGGGAACAUUGGUGUCCAAAAAAUCAGUUCAGAAAGCUUUAAAUGACGUUGUGAUGACUGUGUUCAUCAUUUAUUCAUUUCUGUGGUGUGACCCUGACCUUUGACCUCUGUGUAGCCAAGCAUUAAACAGGAAACACCUUUUAUAAAAUCAGGAUGUUUUUCUGUCUCUGUGAGGCCCAAAGUCACCUCAGCUCAUUAACAUGCUGCUCAUUAUGAGCUGCACAUGUUCAGAUCUGUGUGUAAUGAUGUGCAGGAGGGGGGGGUGGUAGGUCCGGUCACCUUUCUGUGUGUGUUGGUGUGUGUGUAUGUGUGUGCACCUGCGUGCAUGCGUGUGUGUGUGUGCGCAGCAUAACAAUGUCUCCCACAUAGAGACAGAGAAGGUGUGUAGAGCACCUUCUGGGAUCAUUUAUUACAAAGGUUAUCACUGCAUUGUUAACAGAUGUGUGCGUGUGUGUGCGUGCGUGUGUGUGUGUGUGUGUGUGUGUGUGUGUGUGUGUGUGUGUGUGUGCGUGCGUGCGUGUGUUCUCCAGAGUAAUUAGUUUUUUUUUUCUCCUGAUAUUUUAACAUCACUCUGAUUACUCCCCGCUCUCUAUCCUCAUUAAUCUCCUCUCUGCCCUCCUUCUCCUCCUCCCUUGCUUCCUUCCCUUUCCUCCUCUUUCUCAGAUGAAGGUCAGACGGUGUGCAGUAGUCCUCCGGAGCUGGUGGGUCAGCGGUUGGCAGAGGUGGGGAUGCAGCUGCGGGCUGACUGUCACCAGGGUCUGGGGUACUGGGACUAUCUGUUCUUCAUCGCCAUCGGCUUUGUCAUCUUCUCGGCCGGCACGGUGUCAGCAUGGGUGAUGGGUGUGCUCAUGGUGCUGUACGAGCGCUACAGCAAGAGGAAGAGCGAGGAGCUAGACAGCGAGGAUGAGGAGGAAAGGGGGGGACUGGGUGGGGGAGGGAGUGGGGGAGGAGGUGGAGGAGGAGGUGGGAAUCAAGGGAAUGGAGACCUGAGCAAACCCAACAUGCAGGUGUGACAGAAGGAAGUGACAAGGACACAAGGAGACAAGGACAUAAUGAAGGACAGUGAGACCAAAGGAUGUGUCCGCCUGCCCGCCACCUGUUUCUCUGCAGGAUGGUACGAGGACGUCACAAACAUCUUCAUCACAUCUGGAACCUGAAGACGUCUGUCUCCACAUCAGGAUGGACAGACAGAGCAAUAAUGAGGACAGAACCCCCUCUGAGAUUACUGAGAGCAAUAAUAUAUACACACACACAUGCACACAUACACACACACAGCUCAUCAAACACACACACACACACUAUAAACAUACAUAUGCACACAAACACAUUAGUAAUCAGUUUUAGUACUGAAAGGUGGUUUUUCUGAAGCCUUAAGGCAGCUCACUGACAGCUGUGAUCGCUCAUUUAUUCUGUUCACACACACACACCCUCUCUCUCUCCCUUUUCUUUUUCUUUCUCCUUCCUCUCUUUCUUUCUCUGAUUGUGCAAACUCUGAAUCAGUGAGAUGCAUCAGUCUGUAGACCUUGGUUAGAUGUGUACCAUGUGAUCCUAAAGCUGCAUUUCCAUCAAGCAGUCUGGUAUAGUUGGCCUGGCACAGUAGGAAACUAUUUGCAUCUACAUUAUCAAAAGUUGAGGAAGGAGCCAAAAUAACUUCUCUUUACUGUCUUUUUAUUCAAUGCACCUUUAUUUUGGGGCACCAAACACACCGAUCUGACCCUAAAUAGCAAGACUGAGUUGUUAUGUAUUUAGUGUAAAAGGACACUCAGUUUACACACAAACAACAACCAAGCAGAAAGAGGCACGGGAGGAUGGGUACAAAGGGAGAGGGAGCUCCUAGAAAAGGAAAAUAAUUCUUGUCACCUUAAUUUUAGUUAAUAAUUAACAUGUCUCUGUUGAUCUUAUCUCUUUAAAAAAAAGGGAACACUCAGUUUACACGUAAGAAAGAGAUGAAGGGAUGAAUGCAAAGAUGGGUGAAGAUUGCAGAAAAAAAGAAAAAAGAUUUCUUCUGUCACCUGAUGUUAGUUGAUACUUAACAUUGCUUGUCCGCAGCCAAAAUAAUUGAUGACAUCUUUUUAAGAACCAAAGGUCAUUAUAGGCUCAUUAAAGAGCCUAUGCUUCUUCCUUCUUUUACCAAAUAACUGUCCUUGAAGCAACCUCCAAAUCAAGGCAUUGUGUGAUAACAAGGGGAGUCUCCCCUUAGAAAAAAAAAAAAAAAAACAGAUCAGACUUUGUUUUAAAAUACACCCCAGCAGUACAUCCUUGGAAUAUUUGUCACACUUGUGACAUAAACAUAGUUGAUACAGAGCUUUAGUUUAUUAUUUCCCACUCAUGGCUUGCAGAAGAAACCGGGUGAUGUUACACAACAGUUCACUUAGCUUACUUGCAGCCAUCAUGAUUCUUCAUCACCUUUUGAACCAAAAAGGGUCUUGCUCAAACAGAGAGCUAUAUGCAAGUCUUUUUAUUUUUAAGUCAAAUAGCUGUCCUGGGCAUAAUUUCAAAAUCAAAGCACUGUGUAAAACCAAGGCUGACUCUCUGAUGAAUGAGGGGAUAUUGCUUUGACUUUUAAAGCCUUUCUAAAGUUUUUCAGUGUUGAACUUUUAAUGUUUGUAACACAAAUGUAGCAGAUACUAAGCCUACGCAGCCCUUAACUUAUAUUUUUCUGUACGUUUUAUCUGAGACUCACAGAAAAAUUAAGAAAGCUUUCUCUUUAUUUUUUUGGCCCCGUAGACGUGCCUUGGAAGCCCGCAUGCUAGCCAACCGGACCGCUUGGUGGAAACACACCACAAAGGUUCCCUGUGAAGUGUUCAGCUGUAGAUUCUGGAUUUUAGCAGCCUUAGAGAACUGUUCUGGUCAGGCAGGCUUUGGUAUCUGAAAAACAGUAAGAACAGCAAAAGCAGACAAAAGACAGUCCUGUGUAAUGGCAUCCUGGUUCCUGAUAGGGGUUAUCUAAGAACCAUUAAUUUCUCUCUAAAAAUAGUUAUCUGCAUUCAAGGUCAGCUAACACAAAUCUGUUGAUGUUGUGUCACUGAUGCCAGGCAUACACUGUAAGGAAUGUUGCGGUCGGUGUAACAGUUAAUUGUAAAUGAUAUACCACCGAAGCUCAGGAUUUUUGUGCUCAUGAUGCACGAUCGUGCUCUUACUGUACAAGUUAAAUUGAGACUUAGCUUUGAAAAUUGUUGAAACCAUGGAGGCUGAAGUCAGAGAAUAUCAGUUUGAUCAUAAAUGUAAAGCACAAUUGUCACUUUUCUGACAUGGUCUGUGUUUAUAUAGCACUUUCUCGAGCUGUCUGACCUCUCAAAGUGCUUUUAUAGUACAUGUCACAUCCACAUUCACACACUGGGAGGCUGCUAUGUACAGGGCUCACCAGUAUCAACUAAUCCAGAUCACCCUCUGACAGACCCUAGCACUGGGCCACAGCUGCCCCUAUAUAUGACAAUAAAGCCUCGUAAAAGUAGAUAUUGUGGUAGAGCUAUUGUAUUGGGUUGCAUUAGCUUGCACAAGUGGUUGUAAUGUUUUGGCUCUAUUCAUAUCUUUCAGGUGUCCACUUUCAUUUUGUGCAGGUGCGAUCAGUUAAAAAGUCAUGAAGCUGGUUGAUCUGCUUGUAGCCUUGCUUUCACAAAGUGAGGUUAUGCUGCCAGCCAACCCAAAUUUCUAACAUGUCAGAAAUUCACCCAGCUGGUCAGGAGCAGCCAAAUGAGCUGUGUUCAGGUCACGAUGUACACUGGCCAUACACCAGUGCACAAUCAGGCCGAAAUCUGGCCAAACUUUAAAAGCAGCCGUGAAACUCAAAAAUGGGGUCAAAAACAGCACAGUGUGCACGUCUUCCAAAACCAAUCAGCAUUUAGAUUUUCUGACUUCCUUGAAUACAUCAGAAAUGACCAAUUUAAUCUCUGUUCAACAAACAAACUGCAAACUUGAGACCCAUCAAUCAGAAUAAUAUCAAAAGACAAAACAUUUUUAUCUUCAGGUUCAUACCACUGAAGUAAGCCAGGUUGAACCUUCUGUUUAAUUCAUUAUUUACAGUGAAACUAAGACUCACCACAGAUCAGGUUUUCAGCAAACUUAUUACCUAAAAGUUAUAAGUAAAUCACAAGAAGAGUGGUCUUUUUUUGGAUGGUACAACUGUGAUAAACCAGACAGCAGUCUCUGUGUAAUUUAAUAUUUACAGUGAAGCUGAGACUCACCACAAACAGGUGAACUGGUGCUCUUCUGAGGACAUAAUGAGCUGGGAAAUUAUGGCACCUAUUUUACAGAAAACUCCAGAGAGAUGCACUUUGUGGCUCUCUAAGCUGUUAAAUGAACAUAAACAAUGCAGCUGAAGGAAAAAGGAGCUUUCGCUGGAAGUGGCUUAUUGCUCACCACUAGUGAGCUGAUGGGUCCUGAAAUUUUGAAGGAAAAGAACAGGAAUGUGUCAGUGCUUUCAAAACUCUACAGGGAACCUUUCGGAGCAGCAUCACAACCUGAAAACCUGUUUUAACCUACAGCGAUGUAAGGGUGUGGUAUGGGGGUGUGUCUGUACACUGUGACAUCAGUAGAAGUGGGGAUACUGUUCAACACCUCUGACCACAACCAUCAUGAGUCAAGUUACCAUCUAAAUGUUGCACAAAUAUUCACUUAAUAUGAAAAAUUACCAAAAUCAUGAAAUUCACUCUCUUUCAUUUAGCAUCAAGUAAUCCAGUUUACUUUUGCCCUGGAUCUUAGUGUUUACUUUGUCUGCAUUUGAUCUGGAAAUUCUGAGACGCCAGUCAGAUACGUCAUCCCGGACUUGGUCACAAUUCCAACUCGAGAACUUGGGGAGACUUCUCGUGCUUGAAGCUCAAAAUCCAAGAUGGUUGCACUUUGUGUCAACAAUGAAACAUCUGUACUUUAAUAGUGUUAGGCAACUUUGUCCCAGUUUAUGUAAUAAAUUCAAUUAUACCAAUAAAAUCAUGCAAGUUCUGUUAUGGUUCACAAACUAUCACAUACUGUGUUAUUGCUAACAACAUCAAGAGCUAGCUUUCCAGCUUGUAUCGGGGACGUGGACAUCAUCCCUAGCUCCAACAUCCAAUUUUAUAGAGGUCAAGUCAAUGUUUCCUUAUUACUUAAAACCCAGAAAUUGUCAUGCUCACCUGGUAUGGUUAAAGAUUACCCAUCGUAAAAAUUUGUCAAUUCAAAAGCAAACUACAGGAACAAUGUAAGUAGCUCUUUCCAGGUUUAAACAUCAAAAAGCAUGAUGAUAUGUUUUUUUUCUUAUUGCAUGCUUUUUGCACACUGUAGGAGUCUGCCGUCAUGGCAAAUAAUGAAACCACUGCACUUUUGGUGUUGGUCAGACGUAACAAGCACUUCAAACAGGAUUAAAAUACCACUUAAGUACUUUGAACUACCAUAAAUGAGUGAAGAAUACAGGUACAACCAAUCAGACUGAUGUUAGUGGACAACUGCAUCACAAGGAGCACUUUUAGGAGUAUUAAAAUCCCCACAGACCUGUGAAUGUAACCUUUAUUGAAGAAACAGAGGAAACCACCAAAGUGGAACUUCUGAAAAGUGUAAAUGCUGUUCCAUUAAACAGGAAUUUCUUGACAUCAGUGAGGAUAAAGAAUUAAACACCCACACUGGUGCAGGUGUAUAAUAUUGAACAUUUACUCUGUAGUCUAGUUUGAAUCCAGCCGUCUGCAUGGAUCGGGAUCACUCUCUGGUUUGACCUUCUGUUCAUCUGAGUGUGCUCUCAGGUGAAGAUGAUCAUACAGGUGGAUGGAGACUCACUGAUGGCUGAUGGUCAGGGGUUCAAGCUUUUUUUUUUAGGGCUGGUGUUAACUGUUUCCUCUGCACACUGUGUGACUUUAAUGGGUGUGUGUGUGUAUGAAUAUAGCAUCAUGUUAAAGUGUGUGUGUGUGUGUGUGUGUGUGUGUGUGUUUGCUGUGUUCAGACAGUCUUCUGUCUUUUAUUUAAAGCCUCCUCUUUUGUUGUUUAGUAGGUUCAUGUUCACUGUGACUGAAUGAAGCAGCGUUUGGAUAACCAUGACUCUGUCAGACUCCUCCCACUGCUGACCCCAUGCUGCACAUACAGUGUGUGUGUGUGUGUGUGUGUGCGAGUGUGUGACUGUUUCCAUGAGUGAUUCAUUAGCACAGACUGAUCCAAAUUCUCCCUCCUUUCUGCCUCCAUCUAUCCAUCACAUGGCGAGGAUGAAGGAAUGUGAGCUGAGGUAGGGGGCGGGGCUUACGUCAGCAGCAGGAAAUCAUCCUGAUUGAUGAACGCAGCAGCUUUAUUCAAACACUGAUUGAUGGUCUUAUUUCCAUUUAUGCUUAUUGUGUAGAGCUGUUAGUUGUGUGUUGUGUGUGUGUGUGUGUGUGUGUGUGUGUGUGUGUGUGUGUGUGUGUGUGUGUGUGUGUGUGUGUGUGUGUGUGUGUGUGUGUGUGUGUGUGUGUGUGCGUGUGUGCGUGCGUGUGUGUGUGCAUGGCUGUUUUCAGUCUCUGAUAAUGAACUGAAUGUUUUUACGUGUUGGCUGAAGAGUCACAAAUGUUUUUAUGCUGCACACUGAGCUGUCAAUCAUACACACACAUGCACACAAACAUUCACACUCUUCAUAAGGAGAAUUAUUUUGAAGUAGGGUUGUAUGGGAUGCUUAUGAACAGGACAGUGUGCUAAAACUUUUGACAGUUAAAAAAGGUCCCACACGGCCACUUCACAUUCAAAUGAACCAUGGUUAUGAGUCAAACAGCAAUCCUGAAAGACUCAACUUGGACUUGUCUGUACAGCACACUUACAAUUUAUACAUAACUCAAAUAAUUCUAUUCUUUAAAACAUGGACUGUCCCUUUAAAUCCGGGCUGCAUUUAGUUUGACACACAGUGUUAAAGAUGUGUGUUUGUGUUUAUGUGUGUUUGUGUGUGUAUAUGAAGCUGCUAAAAGUUGUCAUAGGGGUAUUUUCAGAGCUGGACUCAGGGUGAAACUGUUCAUUAUGCAUUAUACUGUAAUCUAAUAUAUAAUACUCCAAACUGUGUGUGUGUGAGUUUGUGUAGUAUGUGUAGCAGAGUGUAACCUGCUGCAGGAAAUAGUCUGAACCUGAAGAGCGACAGGCUGAGGAGGUUAUUUAGGAGCUAAUAACGGGGCAGCAAGUCCAUCGUGUGUGUGUGUGUGUGCGUGCGUGUGUGUGUGUGUGUAUGUGUGUGUGUGUGUUACUGAUAGCUGCUGAUGACUCUACACUCUGUAAUAAAAGCUGUAUUUAGUUUUGUAUCAUGGAUCAUAAGCAAUAAAGAAGACCAGGAUUAAAAACAUGGAUGAAAUAAAUUCUUUUAACUUCA